Eriocheir sinensis (Chinese mitten crab) is the source of this 1143-nucleotide messenger RNA. RefSeq names its product cuticle protein 21-like. Gene Ontology annotation, cellular component: extracellular matrix. NCBI's taxonomy places the organism in Eukaryota, Metazoa, Arthropoda, Malacostraca, Decapoda, Varunidae. Bases 118 to 675 code for a protein of 185 amino acids. The transcript is spliced from 3 exons. The record is from RefSeq and is a predicted model, not a curated record.
UAUAAGCUACGGGUCCUCUUUCUCCUCCACAAUACAACCUCAUCCACCUCCACACCACCACCAACACUGCUACCACCAUCACUACCACUACAACUACAACAGAAAAGGUUAUACAAGAUGUUACAAAUCCAACAGGUUGUAGUAUUUGGGUUGAUGGUCGGCCUGGCCCAGGGGUUCCCCAGGCCCGACUCGCCCCCCAUCUACGGCCCCCCCACCUACCCCAACCCCCAGCCCCACAAACAGCCAUAUAAGGACGAGCCCGCCAAGCCGUACGCCUUCGAUUAUGGCGUCAGGGAUGCGUACUACGGCGCCAACUUCGGCCACAAGGAGAACAGUGACGGGAACGCGAUCACCGGCUCGUACCAGGUGGCGCUCCCCGACGGCCGCAUCCAGACGGUCAACUACGUAGCCGACCACAUCAACGGUUUCCAGGCGCAAGUCUCCUACGAGGGCGAGGCGGUUUACCCACAAGUGAAGAAGGGUUCGAAUCCCAAGGGCGACUACCAGAGCGCUGCCUAUUCCAAUCCUGUUCCCCUGCGCGCUGAGCCUCCUAAUCAUCCUGUGUACUCUUCUUCGUCCUCCUCCUCCGCUGGUUCUUCGCGCGCUCAUCCUUCUCCUGCCUCCCCUUACCUCCCCCCGAAUUCUCAGCUCUUAUCCCCACCUGUUUAUGAUUAAGAUCGUUCACCUGUCUGUCUGUUUAUGUCUGUCUGUCUGUCUAUCUGAUUAUAUGUUUCUCUCGCCGUCAACUGUCCUGCCUUCCUUUCCUUCUUCUUUCUUUCUAUCCGUCAUUCCUUCCUUCCUGUCCACCUAUCAAUCUAUUUACCUGUCUACCUUUUUUUUACUCAUUCCUCUUCAGUCCUUCCUUACUUACAUUUCUAUUCAUUUAUUUACCUAUUUGUCCACCCAUCUGUCUAUCUCCCUUUCCCUCCCUGCCUACCAACCAUAUUACCUGUCUCACUAACUAACUACCUAACUUACCUAUCCACCAAACUAUUUAUCUACCUAUUUAUUUACCUAUCUACCAAUCUAUCAGCUCAGGCCAUCAAACACACACACUAAUGUACAUAAUAUAUACAAUCACCUACAUAAUUGCUCUUUAAUUGCUUGUUAAUGACCACCGCCAGCGCUACCCCCCCCCCCCCC